AAGUGAGUUGGUCGAGCGAACAAGCAUAUAGCGAGGGCAGCGGAAUCGAGGCGAUACGAUACGAUACGAUACGAUACCGUAGGGUAUACGUUCCAGGAGCGAAUGAAAAGACGGGACGAGACGAGACGAGACGAAAGGCCACCGGAGACAGCGACGUCGCGGGUGUAAAGUUACUAAAUAGCAAACAGAAACUACCGACCACCGAGCAUUGCAGUGAAUGAAAUAUCCAAUAAUUUCGAGUGACAUUCGCCACAAAUCAAUCGAUCGUUCGAUUUGAAACCUGAUUUGUAGAGUUCGUUUCUGCCAGUGUGCCAGUGUGUGUGCAUGUAAGCCAUGGGUUCUAAGCGAGCGAGUGAGAUAGAGCGAGAACACUGAUUCGACUCGAUUCGGUUCGCUUCGAUUCGAUUGGAUUUGAUUCGAAUUCAAUUACAAAAUUUAUUGAGUGUCAAUUACAAACCGCAAGAAAACAACCCGCACGCACAAAUCAAAUCUCUCAGCGGAGAUUUCGAUAGAUUCGGAAACAACCCAAAGAUCGCCAGAUCUAGGUACAGAUCCAGAUCCACAUCCAGAUACCAUCAACAUCCAGAGAUCCAGAAAUCCAGCUGGAGUCAGAGUCAUAAAUCAUGCCUACGACAUUGAUGCUGCUGCCGUGCAUGCUGCUGUUGCUGCUGACCGCCGCUGCCGUUGCUGUCGGCGGCACGCGACUGCCGCUCGAGGUGUUCGAGAUUACGCCGACCACAUCCACGGCGGACAAGCACAAGAGUCUGCAGUACACCGUCUACGAUGCCAAAGAUAUUUCAGCAGCAGCAGCGGGAGUAGGAGCGGGAGAAGGAGCGGCAGCAACUGGAGUGGCGAGCAGUACAGUGAAGCCAGCCAAGACAGCCGCCGAGCAACUGACCGUUGUGAGCAUUUCCACGGCGGCCGCGGAGAAGGAUCUCGCCGAGUCGCGUCGACAUGCGCGACAAAUGUUGCAGAAGCAGCAACAGCAGCAGCAGCAACAGCAGCAGCAGCAACACCGCAGCUUCAUCGGCAGCAAGCAGCAGCACGGCGAUCGCGAAGUGCGCGUCCUCUACCAAGUGGGGGACUCUGAAGAGGAUUUGCCCAUCUGUGCGCCGCAUGCAGUCUGCUCCAAGAUCGAUCUAUACGAAACACCCUGGAUCGAGCGCCAAUGUCGUUGUCCUGAAUCGAAUCGCAUGCCCAACAACGUGAUCAUCCAUCAUCACAGUCACUCGUCUGGAUCCGCGGAUUCGCUGAAGUACAGGAACUACUACGAAAGGGAGAAGAUGAUGCAGCACAAGCGAAUGCUGUUGGGCGAAUUUCAGGACAAGAAAUUCGAAAGCCUGCAUAUGAAGAAGCUGAUGCAGAAGCUGGGCGCCGUCUACGAGGACGAUUUGGAUCAUCUGGAUCAGUCGCCGGACUACAAUGACGCCCUGCCCUAUGCGGAGGUGCAGGAUAAUGAGUUCCCCAGGGGACCGGCGCACAUGAGGCACUCCGGACACCGGGGAUCCAAGGAGCCUUCAACCAAUUUCAUUGGCGGCUGUCCCAGCAGCUUGGGCGUGGAAGAUGGCCACACCAUUGCCGAUAAGACUAGGCACUACAAAAUGUGCCAGCCGGUGCACAAGUUGCCAGUUUGCAAGCACUUCCGUGACUACACUUGGACUUUGACAACGGCAGCGGAGUUGAAUGUGACGGAGCAGAUAGUCCACUGCCGGUGUCCCCGGAAUUCGGUGACAUACCUGACCAAGAGGGAACCCAUUGGCGAUGGCAGUCCGGGCUACAGAUAUCUGUUCGCCUGCUCUCCCCUGACGCGCCUUCGCUGUCAGCGAAAGCAGCCGUGCAAGUUGUUCACGGUGCGAAAGCGUCAGGAGUUCCUCGACGAAGUCAACAUCAACUCGUUGUGCCAGUGCCCCAAAGGACACCGCUGUCCCAGUCAUCACACGCAAUCCGGCGUGAUAGCCGGCGAGAGUUUUGUGGACGACAACAUACAGACAUAUUCCGGGUACUGCAUGGCCAACGAUUGAGUGCAUCGCCAAGGGGAUCAUUCCACAUAUGCACACAUAUAAAGCAUAUUUAAACACACACUUUGUAAAGGAAGAUAGCGGAGGAAGUGAGCGGAGGAGCAGCAGCUACUAUAUAGAUAUCGACUGAGCCAAUUGAGUCUCGCCAAGUUACCAACUAAUGAGAAGGGAAAACGAACAAAUACAAGCUAGGAACUUAAAAUGCACUUCCACACAAAUCAUUUUCAAGUUUUGAAGGGGCGUGUUUCUUUUGCUACCAAAUUUUGGUCAUAAAACGUAUGAUAUAAAUAUUUAAUUAGUUUUAAGCAUCGAUAUGUGCGCAGUUUGUUAUACAAAUAAUUUGUAAUGAAUAUUUAUGAAAACAAGAGCAAAACCUGCAACGAAGGAGGGCAUAUGUAUGCCCACUAUGUAAUAUAGCAACAAACUAUACUCGUAAUCUAACCCGCAUAAAUUGUAUAUAUUUUAAUAUAUGUCUAACGAAAA
This is a messenger RNA of Drosophila santomea, 2501 nucleotides long. It is a transcript of the gene aos, whose product is annotated as protein giant-lens. Lineage: Eukaryota; Metazoa; Arthropoda; Insecta; Diptera; Drosophilidae. The record is from RefSeq and is a predicted model, not a curated record. The transcript has 4 exons. The coding region runs from base 624 to 2021 and encodes 465 amino acids.